GAAGUGACGUUUGUUUACUAAUUUUGUAGAGUUGGCGAUUGUUAUUAAAAUUGUGAAUUUUUAGAGAUUUAAUUCACUAAAAUAGUAAUUUAAGUGAUUUUAAUUGAAUUUAUCAGAUGCUGUUUCAUUAAAGAUAAGUAGCGCUCAAAUUGUGGUCACAAUCAUGACACAACCUAACUUACUAGAUAUUGUGCCUGAGCAACUAUUUCAAACUCAUUUUAUUAGUGACAUUGAUCAAGUACAGAAGAAAUUACAAUAUGAAAUCGAGAGAAAACGAGAAGAGCUACGGGCUAUGGUCGGGGAAAGGUACCGAGACCUAAUCCACGCAGCAGAUACAAUAGAAGAAAUGAAGGUAACUACAGCCAGUACUCUCAACCACAUUGGUGAAAUGAUGUCGGCAUGUAGGAAUUUGCACAACACACAUCUUGUUGGAUUCAAGAUUGAAAAUAAAGCUGCUCAUCAAAGUUUUCAGUUCUCCCAGACAGACUCAGUUCACAGUUUAGCAGUUCAAGUGAAGUUGCUGAUGGAAAUACCUGAGAAGAUAUGGACUUGUAUUGAAGCAGAGGACUUUGUGAAAGCCACACAACUUUUCAUAAUGGCUAGGCAUGUAAAUACUGGUAUACAACUACAAAUUGGCGGCAAGAACAUCAAGCCAGGCAUGCAGUCACUGCACCGGCUGGUUCAACAACAUUGGAACUCGAUAUCCAAUUUCAAUCAGACAAUAGUUGACGUUUGCAGGCAGAAGUUGCAAGAUGUUGACAUUGGAGUAGAGGUGGCAUGCUCCUGCCUCGUCAGCUUAUAUCUCCUGGAUUCACAAUCCUUGGUGGAGCUCCUUAACACUCUAAUCAGCCUUCAGAGUCACAGCAGCCUCAAGUCCACUCUUCGCUUUGACUUGGCCAACAUUUUGGAAGGAGACGUCAAGGCGCAAAUAAGAGAAAAGAUUGUGAACGGAGUGAAAAUCGUUUUGAAAACUGUUGUUUUGGUGUAUGCUUGUUUUGUUGAUAAUGAUGGUGGAGCAGUGCUGGCUCAACUGAAAGAACUUUUCAGAAAGGAUUCGCAACCUCUAGUCGAACUGGCUCGCUUUAGUGAUCCGGUUGGCUUGAAACUCCUACCGCCUGUUAUUUACAACUACAGGCUGUCAUCCAACAAGGAAGUGCAAGGGUUAGCCAAAGAAGAAAUAACGAAAUGCGUCCAAAAGUGGGGCGUUUGGGUGAAGUCAUUCAUCGAGGAGAGUGUUCAAGCGUUGCUUCAGAACAUUACGAGGGUGAAGUUCUUGCAUGAGAUUAGAGAAGAGGCUUUUAAAGUUGAAACCCCAUCAAACUGGGGCGCCAUCUGCACAUCCCUCGACAUUCCCGAAGUCCACGUGUGGUGCCACUACUUCCAACCUCUUCUGACAGCACGGGUCAAGGCAAUCAUAGACAACCGCUGGGUCAAAGUCUACGAUCAGUUCAAGACGCAAAUAUUAGUGGACUUAACCAAAGUGUCCUCAGAAAGCGAAACGGAGAAAGAAGCGGACAUCAACUGGUUCGUGUGGAAAGACCUCAUCGGCGAGACGGUUAUAGAGUCAAGGAAUGACGUCAUUAAGGUCAUGACGUCACUUAUGAAAGGCAUGACCCGCCAAGACCAAGGCAUCACUCCAACCCUAGAAAAGCUUUGCGAAGCUUUAGACAGCGAGCUUUGCAAGCUUCUGGAAGACUUAAAAGUAUACUUGAGUCGGGACAAGAGAAACGCUGUGACCAGAGACAAGAUACUCUUUGCUUAUGAAGAAGAUGAUGAGUCGGACCAGAUAUACAGCGACAAGGAAGACAUUGAGUUGUAUUUGAGGGAUAUAUCAGAUAGGAAUAUUCAGAGCAUGCUUCAAUACAUAAAGGCGUGUUUCGAAGAGCCAACUCUCCAAUCAACUGAGCUCCAAAGAAAAACUACCGCCAUAUACACCGCUCGCUACUCUCAAGCGAUUCCAACCCUUAUGCCCAACUUACGCAAGUGCUAUAUUCCUGAAGAACAAAACACAUUAGGAGUUAUAAGCGUAGACGAAAAUGCUGUUAAAAGAUGGAAUGAGCUUUGUGCGAUGUUAAAGGAAAGUUAUCUCUAUUGUUGGGGCAAAUGGGUGGAUAUUGUGGAAGCUAAAAUUGAGGAAUUGACCAAAGGUUUGCCCCAAGAGUUUACGUUGGAAGCAAAUGUUGACUAUUUGAUGAUGCAAUGGGACGUAAUAAAGAUAGAAGAAAAGGAUGACGAAGGGAAUGCAAUAGAAUCAACAAUUAAAGUACCCGCGGGCCCUUCUUUGAAACUUCAAGAAUAUCUAUACUCCAUAAGCAGAAUAUUAGACGAAGUAGUACCACACACCUUACCUAUAGAAAUCCACACAUUGUUCAUCGAAAAACUGACAACUAUCACGUUCGCACACUACAACCGAGUUAUACGUGAGAAAGAGGCAGAUAUAAAUCAGAGAUGCGCGCUCCAAUUGCUUAUGGAUGUGAGGCACAUGACUUUGUUGUUGGUUCCUAGAGAGAAUAAAAAAUCUAUGGAGUUGUCUCAUGAAGUAUGUGAAUUUUUGAGACAGAAGAUCGAUCCGUUUGAUUAUGAUGUUUUCUAUCCGUAUAUUCAAACUAAUUUGAAGAGAUCAGUGCAAAGGGUUCAGACUCUCCUAGGCAGUUUGAUCCUCCACCACGGCCAGCUGACCGGUAUUAUCGGGAACAAACCGGUAUUGUCCGGCGGCAGCGGAGACAAAGCAGCCGGUUUGCUUGCUUCAGGAGAUUCCCACUGGUUCUCACUGCUACCGGUGGCCACACCACCCAGCUUGCACAAGAAGCAGGAUAAACCGACAAAGAAGAAAGUCAUAGCGGCCAGCCCUAACAAAUCCAGGUCGGACAUAUCUGACCUUAUGACCAGUUCGCUGCCCAUCAACUUCGCCAACGCUCGUUCCGGGGCCGCUUCGUUCUUCAACUCUAUGACGUCAGAUUGGUUCAGUGGCUCAUAGUCCUUAAAUAGUGUAUAGUCUGGUCUGCGAGCACGUAGAAUUUUGUCCAAUGACCCCAAGCUACCCAUCCUUAUCGCUCGCGCGUAAUUAUGUUGCUGUCACGCUCGCACACUCACUGCGGGCGCCCGUCGCACAGUCGCGACAGCAAUAUAAUUACGCGCGAGCGAUAAAAAUGGGUAGCUUGAGGUCAUUGGACAAAAUUCUACGUGCCCACAGACCGAGCUUUAGGUGGUGUCAACUGACGUCAUAAUCCUGUAGUUUGACAUUUAAUGUAAGCAUAGGCACGAUGUCCAUAGACACAACUGUCCAUUGUCCAUAGACAAAGAAGGUCAUAGCGGCCAGUCCUAACAAAUC
Messenger RNA from Ostrinia nubilalis (European corn borer), 3331 nucleotides. RefSeq names its product conserved oligomeric Golgi complex subunit 1 (gene Cog1). Lineage: Eukaryota; Metazoa; Arthropoda; Insecta; Lepidoptera; Crambidae. Bases 164 to 2977 code for a protein of 937 amino acids. Gene Ontology annotation, biological process: intra-Golgi vesicle-mediated transport. The transcript has 14 exons. The record is from RefSeq and is a predicted model, not a curated record. Gene Ontology annotation, cellular component: Golgi apparatus; COG complex.